GUGCCUUGGGUGGGGGAAGGGCGGUUCUCUGGCGAUGGGGGAGGAGAUGUUGUCUGGACGUUCUCUUUCCCUCUCUCUGUCGCUCUCUCUCUCCCUAUUUCUCCUCUCCCUCUCCCUCUCUCGCUCCCUCCGUCCCCGCUCCCCCUCGCGCUCUAAACCCAAACCAGGGGCAACAUUCCCCAGCACCUCCCUCCCCAGCCUCCCAUUCCCAGGCGGAGGAGUACCCAACCUCCCCACAAGCGCAGCAGGCAACGGCGGAACAGGGGGCAAGUCCUCCCUCUCAGCGGUAGAGCGAGGCACAGAGCUCGAGCUCGGAGCAGAGGAAGUGCGUUUCCCCGCUCCUGGCCCCUGACCCGGACCUGGACCCGGACCUUGCUGACCAGACUUUGCAGAUGAGGUAGACCGGUUCGACAACCAGCUCGACAUGCGUUUUAUCGACUUCAGGCCUGUGCCUGCCCUCUGACCCUUCUCAUCCGGACGCUCGCGGUCGUGGUCGCGGUCUUUGAUCGUAGCUGGCGGGAGGAGCCCACGGUGAAGCAGGUCUUCUACCUCUUCGGUAGGGGUGUUGAGGCUGCUUGCGUCGCUUGAGCAGGCGCUGCUGCCUGCGCUGAG
Messenger RNA from Dacryopinax primogenitus, 612 nucleotides. RefSeq lists its product as uncharacterized. The transcript has a single exon. The record is from RefSeq and is a predicted model, not a curated record. The annotation marks the transcript as partial. NCBI's taxonomy places the organism in Eukaryota, Fungi, Basidiomycota, Dacrymycetes, Dacrymycetales, Dacrymycetaceae.